Molecule: messenger RNA, 3106 nt
Organism: Phoenix dactylifera (date palm)
Lineage: Eukaryota; Viridiplantae; Streptophyta; Magnoliopsida; Arecales; Arecaceae
Product: polygalacturonate 4-alpha-galacturonosyltransferase-like
Molecular function (GO): polygalacturonate 4-alpha-galacturonosyltransferase activity
Source: RefSeq, a predicted model, not a curated record
GGGGGGGGUGGGAUAUUGUUGAUGCCAGUUGGGGGAACAGAAGGUGAGCAUAGAGAUAUUCUUUUAUUAAGUCAAAGUACUUGACAACAUUAGACAAUCUUGAGCAGUAUUUGCUAUCAUUUCUUCUCUUUAUUUCUUUUUCUUGGAUGCCAAAGUAUGAUAAUUGGAAUUUCAUUACCUCUUUUUUCCUUCCUUUAAGUUCUCUUCUACCAAAUGCCCUCUGCCAAAUCCAUCAUCUCCAUUACUUACUAUUUGUUUUGUCAUAGCUACUUUAGUUAUUUUGCUCUAGGAACAUUAGCCAUUCCUUUCAUACAUAUAUACAACAUACUUAUGACUACUUAUGCACUCACAAAAGCGUGCAUGCUUCCUUACAUGCAUAUAUUGUACAUUUAAUAUCUUGUUUUACAAACACAUGCAAAUAUUUCAUCUAGUUUCAAUUUUUGCACAGAAAGGUCCUAAUGUUAGGUCUUGUUGAAACUUGCUCCACUGGAUGUUGGAUAAACUAAACCUUGUACCCAUGCUUAUUACUAGGUUUGUAGGGUGGUGUUGUUCUGCAGCAUUCAUAGAUUGGUCUAAUAAUUUGUUAACAGAAUGAUGAGAAAAUAAGAUUAUAUCUCAUUCGUAUUUCCUUUGAAAAUUUUCUUGCAGUUUCUAUUAGGGGGUUGAGUUAUCAACUCAUCAGUUACCAUGUACCAAAAAUCUUUUCCUAAAUAUUCUUGUAUUUUCUUGCUAUGUAGGCCUUUAAAGUCUCUAGUAGUUCACCAAGUCAUUGAAAUGAAUUCACCUUCUUAUCUUCCAACUUCCUAUCAUACAGUUAUAUAUUUGUUCUGUAUUUUGGAAUGAAGAUUUUUUUUAUGUCCUAUAUUUUGUAUGAUUUUCAGAGUCUAAAAGGUUUAUGUACUCAGGAGAGAAAUAUUUGCUCUUACUGUCAGCAGCUUAUCUGAUUAUAAAGAUAAAAAGGAUUGGAAGGGCAUUCUACACAUUUCAAGCAAGCCGAUUGUUGAUUGGAGGGAACAAUUGGCCAUGCAACACAUGAAAUCUAUUUUUACAAAAGAGGUAAUUGAUAUCAUUUCUGCUACCAGACAUGACUUAGGACCAUGGAGUCUUGAUUCGGCCAGAAAAAACUAUGUGUCAUCUUCAUGGAGAAUUGGUGGGCAGGAUGAAGCUUCUCAGAAUCUGACCAUUUCAGAUCCGAUUCAGGCAGCUUCAGAUGUUGCACAAAAUGCUUCCCGUGUCGAACCAGAAAAUGUUGCUGCGGCUGGUGAUUUGCUAACAAUCGAUAAAGGGGUUAAAGAUGAUUCUGAUGGACAUCAACUUCUUGAUAAUCCAGUAAUAGUUGCUCGACGGCGAUUGAGAGAGAGAAGACGAGAAAGGAGAGCAUUUGAGUUGGUUAAACAGGAUGAUGAAGAAUUGGUGAAACUUGAAAAUGCUGCCAUUCAGCGCUCAAAGGGUGUAAACUCUGCAGUACUUGGAAAAUAUAGCAUAUGGAGGAAAGAUAAUGAGAAUGAGAAUUCUGAUUCGACCGUAAGGUUGAUGCGAGACCAAAUGAUCAUGGCUAGGGUUUAUUCAGUCAUUGCUAAGUCGAAAAAUAAGACAGAUCUUUAUCGGGAACUACAGAAUCGGCUAAAGGAAAGUCAAAGUGCUCUUGGAGAAGCCAAUGCUGAUUCUGACCUCCAUCACAGCGCAUCCAAGAGAAUAAAAGAAAUGGGUCAAGUCUUGUCAAAAGCAAGAGAACAGUUGUAUGACUGUAAGGUAGUGACUCAGAAGCUCAGAGCAAUGCUUCAAUUAGCAGAUACACAGGUUAGGAGCUUAAAGAAACAGAGCACUUUCCUAAGCCAGUUGGCGGCAAAAACAAUUCCCAAUGGGAUCCACUGCUUAUCUAUGCACUUAAGCAUAGCUUACUAUCUCCUCCCUCCAGAGAAAAGAAAGUUUCAAAGGAGUGAGAAAUUGGAUGAUCCAAAUCUUUACCAUUAUGCACUCUUUUCUGACAACAUUUUAGCUGCAUCAGUCGUUGUGAACUCAACCAUCAUGAAUGCCAAGGAGACAGAGAAACAUGUCUUCCAUCUGGUUACUGAUAAACUGAACUUUGGAGCCAUGAACAUGUGGUUUCUAUUGAAUCCACCUGGAAAAGCAACCAUUCAUGUUGAAAAUGUGGAUGAAUUCAAAUGGCUGAACUCAUCAUAUUGUCCAGUUUUGCGGCAGCUUGAGUCUGCUGCGAUGAAAGAAUACUAUUUCAAAGCUGGUGGUCAUACAACUCUCUCUACAGGUUCUUCAAAUUUAAAGUACCGGAACCCAAAAUAUCUUUCAAUGCUAAAUCAUCUGAGGUUCUAUCUCCCACAGGUUUAUCCUAAAUUGAAUAAAAUCUUGUUUCUGGAUGAUGACAUUGUUGUUCAGAAGGAUUUGACAGCUUUGUGGUCUAUAGAUCUAAAGGGAAAAGUAAAUGGUGCCGUAGAGACUUGUGGCCAGAGUUUUCAUCGGUUUGACAAAUACCUCAACUUCUCAAACCCUCACAUUUCCAGGAACUUUGAUCCAAAUGCUUGUGGCUGGGCCUAUGGAAUGAAUAUGUUUAAUCUUAAUGCUUGGAAGAAGAAAGAUAUUACUGGGAUUUAUCACAAGUGGCAGUCAUUGAAUGAGAACAGGGCUCUAUGGAAACUUGGUACACUUCCUCCUGGACUUCUGACGUUCUACAAUUUGACACAUCCACUGGACAAGUCAUGGCAUGUUCUUGGGCUGGGGUAUAAUCCAAGCAUUGAUCGCUCGGAGAUUGAGAAUGCUGCUGUCAUCCAUUAUAAUGGGAAUAUGAAGCCUUGGUUGGAGGCUGCAAUGACCAAGUACAGGCGUUACUGGACCAAAUACAUCAAAUACUACCAUCCAUAUGCCAAGAUAUGCAACCUUAGUCAAUAGUUAGACGUGGCAUAAUUGUGCUUGGAGGAUGCGCUUCUGCCCUGAAACAGGGAGGGUGCUUGUGUUGUAAAGCUGGGGAAUACUAGAUUCUUUGCAUGCCAUUAUUACACUCGUACUGUUUAAUCUCAUUUUCUUUUUGCUGCACAUUUUGUUUCUCUAUUCCACGAUGUUCUUCAAGGCUAUUGAAUGCUGUCGAUUGUUA